Punica granatum (pomegranate) is the source of this 2919-nucleotide messenger RNA. NCBI's taxonomy places the organism in Eukaryota, Viridiplantae, Streptophyta, Magnoliopsida, Myrtales, Lythraceae. The record is from RefSeq and is a predicted model, not a curated record.
UGAGUUUCCUUAUGUAAUCUUCAGAGAUGGGAUCGUGAUGGCGGGACGAGCAUGAUCUGGGUUAGCUCAACAGCCUUGAAACACCGACGACCUAUGCGUUAAGCAUGUCCUCUGCUCGGAUCACACGAAUCGCCUUUUACUAUUCAUUCAUCAUGACACUGUUUGGUUAAACCAAUCCCCAACUGUUUUUAGAAUUAAAAAAAAAAAAAAGAAGAGAAAAUUUAAAAUGGACAUCAAAUAUUCACAUCUGGAUUAUUGACAUACUGCAACACUGUCCAGUGUCUCCCAACUUUCAUUAGUAGUCUCACUCUCACCUCUACUUUCCAUUCUCAUCAACAGUUUCUUCCUCUGCCAGUCUGAGGCAACUGAUUCUCAGACAAACAGCAAUAGAGGUUCUUUAAGCAGCUGUUUGAUUUGAUCCCCACAGAAGCAUGAAUGAAAUGAAAUUGAAGGAUCAUGUUUUAAACUUAAAUCUGGAACAGACACACACACAUGUUCCCCAUCAGCAUCUAAUUUUCAGUUACAUUAAUGGUGGAAGGUGACAUUCCUUUCGCAACUUGUUAGUCUCAUCAUUCCGGCAGAACAUAGAUUUCUCGAGGCUCCUGCAGAGAAAGAUCCGAGAGAAGCAACUGAAGUUUCUUCCCUCUUCAUCUGCUGAAUCUGUUAAUACCGAUCGGAUCAAUUGUUAGAUUUGGACGUUUGUAGACUAAUCCUGUUGCAGUGCUGAGCUAAAUGAAGCUUCCAGCAGUGGUCUCGACGGUUUUGUUCCUUUUCUUCGCAUUUCCAAUCUCUCCCCUCCUUGCAGCUGAUCUGAAUUCCGAUAGAGAAGCGCUUCUUGAGUUCAUCUCCUCUGUACCUCAUGCCCGAAAACUCAACUGGAACUCCAGUUCACCCAUUUGCAGCUCUUGGGUUGGAGUUACUUGCGAUGUGAGUUCGAACAGAGUUAUUUCCGUUAGGCUUCCUGGAGUAGGACUUUACGGGCCAAUCCCGGAAAAUACUUUUGGAAAACUUGAUGGUUUGAGGGUCUUGAGUCUCCGGUCGAAUUACUUGAAUGGCACUCUUCCUUCGGAUGUGCCUUCGAUCCCUUCCCUCCGUUACCUUUUCCUCCAGCAUAAUAACUUCUCGGGUACUGUCCCGACCUCUUUCUCUCCGCAGCUCAAAGUCUUGGAUAUUUCCUCUAACUCCUUCACAGGAGGAAUCCCGGAUCUUGAACUUCCUAGUCUCAAGCUUCUGAAUGUUAGCCACAACAAUUUCACAGGCUCAAUUCCUUCUUCUCUCCGAAAAUUUCCUGAUUCUUCAUUCCUUGGGAACUCUCUCUUGUGCGGGGAACCCCUCAAAGAGUGCUCUAAUGAAUCCCAGCAGCAGCCUGUAACAGUUCCUCAUAGUGAAACUGUGAGGCCGAAGAAAAAAAUCCAAGCUGGAACUAUUAUCGCCCUAUCUAUUGCAGGCUCCGUGGUGAUCGUCCUCCUUGGUCUCGUGAUCUGCAUAUGCUGCAUAAAGAAGAAAGACGGCAAAAGCGUUAUCUUGAAGUCCAAAGCUACAAAUGGUGGGAAUGUUACUUCAAAGGACUUUGGGAGCGGAGUUCAAGAGCCCGAGAAGAACAAGCUCUUCUUCUUUGAUGGCUGCUCUUACAACUUCGACCUCGAGGACUUACUGAGGGCUUCCGCGGAAGUUCUUGGGAAGGGAAGCUACGGGACGGCUUAUAAGGCUAUUUUGGACGAUGGGACAACUCUGGUGGUUAAGAGACUGAGGGAAGUCGUGGCGGGGAAGAAGGAGUUUGAGCAGCAGAUGGAGCUCGUGGGAAGGGUGGGAAGGCAUCCUAAUGUGGUCCCUAUCCGAGCUUAUUACUACUCGAAGGACGAGAAGCUCUUGGUAUACGAGUACAUGGCUGAGGGAAGCUUGUUCGCACGCUUACAUGGGGCUAAAAGUGCUGGAAGGGCUCCAUUGGACUGGGAUACGAGACUGAAGGUCGCGCUUGGAGCAGCAAAGGGGAUUGCACACGUCCACUCUGAAAGUGGAGCCAAAUGCCUCCACGGAAACAUCAAGUCUACCAACAUUUUCCUCACCCAAGACAAUGAAGGUUCUGUUUCUGAUUUCGGGCUAACACCACUUAUGAACUUCACUGCUGCCAUCUCCCGAACCAUUGGUUACCACUCUCCUGAGGCGAUCGAGUCACGAAAGGUCACCCAGAAGUCUGAUGUCUAUAGCUUUGGGGUCCUGCUCCUAGAAAUUCUCACAGGAAAAGCUCCAUUGCAGUACACAGGCUAUGAUGAUGCAGUCGACCUCCCAAGAUGGGUGAGGUCGGUGGUUCGAGAGGAGUGGACCGCUGAGGUGUUUGAUGUCGAGCUCCUGAGGUUCCAGAAUGCCGAGGAAGAGAUGGUUCAAAUGCUUCAGAUCGGACUCGCCUGUGUUUCCAAGGUUCCAGACACUCGGCCAAACAUGGAAGAGGUCGUUAGGAUGAUCGAGGAGAUUCGUGGAAGUGAGGCCAAGGACCGUCCAUCCUCUGAGGCCGAGUCAAAUGUUCAGACUCCCUAAGGUGUUAAGCUACCAAAAACAAUGGAAAUUUGGACUAAACCGCAUCACCUUGUCAAGAAUGAUUGUUCUGCAGGUGGUUCUGCCUGGUUUCAUAUCCAUCAAACGCCAGCCAUGACAAUGAGGUCUAUCAUGUGCUAAUGACGUUAAUCUGAUAGGUCUCUAGAGAUCAUUUAUGUUUACCAUUUCUACGAGUUUAAUCUCUAAGCUCUAUAUAUUCCAAGUAAAUUGUGUUGUCAAAGUGUAUUUUCUCCCCUUAUGGCUUCUGAUGUUUUAGCUUUAUCGUGAUCUCAUCUACUUCAAUAAUAUAUUUUGAUGUAUGUUUCUGUCAAUACUUAGAUCGUAAGCAUUAUGAAAGUAUCCCUGUGAAAAAUGUGAAAUUCCGCA